Porites evermanni is the source of this 3102-nucleotide messenger RNA. The record is from the annotation of a GenBank genome assembly. Lineage: Eukaryota; Metazoa; Cnidaria; Anthozoa; Scleractinia; Poritidae.
GUAGAUAUAGACGAGUGUACGGCCUCUUUGCGGUUUUGUAAUCUCAAUGCUAACUGCGUCAAUACCGACGGUUCGUACUACUACUCUUGUUUCAGUGGUUUUUAUGGUGAUGGUAAAAAUUGCGAAGGUAGGCACAAUUUUUUCAUUCAGCAUUAAGUGACAAUUAAAGCUCUUAGAAACAUCUUCAUUUUUAGCGAUAAGCGGCAAAGUAAACUUUCGAUGUACUUUCAACACACUCAGUUACUUUGAUGUUUUGAUUCUGUUAUCAUGUUGAUUCUAGGGUCUCUAUAGCGUCAGUUCGGUAGAUCCUGUAAUAAAGCUACUUUGCUGAAAGGAAAGACCUUUCAAAUUUUCAGUUUAGCAAAUUUUGAGGUAAAAAAGGCAAAAAAAGCUCUCAGAAAAUCUUGGGCAAGCCCUGAUAAAGUGCUUAAGGUGGCUGAACACAGUUUUGGCAGUUUGUGAGUAUAUGUCAUUUACCAAAUCAUAGCAAGAGAAAGGUUGUAGCUCAAAAGCUGAAACUUGGCAAGUGAAAAAUAUGCUGAUGAAAAAUUUUGAUUGUCCGGUAAAAUUUGACGUUUUCGUAGUUUCCAUGGCAACACGAACGAUUGAAUACAAACUUAAAAUUUCACUUUUGUUCAGUUUACAAAAAAUUCGCUCAUUAGAUUUUCCUAUAAACUUGCACACAGCUUGCUAUAAUUUAUCAUUACCAUUUGAAACUUAUUUGACCAAAUUUUAACAGACGGGUUUUUAGAUAAUAAUAUAAUUGUACUGUAAUUAUUAAAUAUGUCACAAAAAUCGUCUGUUCGGUCAUCUUCCAUUUUAAAGUUCUCAUUAUUCAAAAUACGAUAAAAGUAAAAAUUCUGCUAAAUAUCACAAAAUUUUAAUGAGCAGAUUUUGAGAAAUCGUCUUUCACCGCCAUGUUUGUUUGUCUAAUUAAAACAUGCGCCGUCACGCAAGUUACCGCUAACCACCUGCAAAACUGUGUUCAGCCACCUUUAAAAGGGCCUCUUUACAUGCAGGUGAGGGACCCUAGAUAGGUGCAGGUAACAUGUGGUGGGUCACCCCACCUAUCAAGUAAACGUGAUUAAAUUAAAAUGAGAGAUUAUUUGGACAGGUGGGUUACCCCACUAAAGAGAAUUACCUCGCCUACCUGGGGUACCCCACAUCGAUGUACAUGUAAACAGGCCCUGAGUGACCUUGAGAUGCGUGACCAAACAAAAAAAGAUGUAGCGCGGCUUAGAAUGCAAACAGGCCCUGAGUGACCUUGAGAUGCGUGACCAAACAAAAAAAGAUGUAGCGCGGCUUAGAAUGCAAAGAAAAAACCUUAAAAGCACUUGAUUAAGAGCACUUAGAGGUAAAAGAAACCUGUCUUUUGGAGCCUUUGUUAAAUGAAACAGCACCUUCAAGACUGAAACAAUAUUAAGUUUGCUUUACUGUCAAUAUCAUGCAGACAUAGAUGAGUGUUCAAGUGGAAGUCAUAAUUGUGACAGUGAUGAGAGAGCAACCUGUACAAAUACUAUUGGUUCAUAUUUGUGUUCAUGCAAAGAAGGUUAUGAAGGAGAUGGAAGGACUUGCAGUCUUCCAACAGGUAAACGGAUGACGUUGUUAAUGAAUGCAUAAGAUGAGAUCUACGUUAGAAUAUCAUAGAAAUGGCGUCAGUUUAAGUUUUUAUAGUGGAAAGUAGCGAAUUGAAUAGUAUCAAUCGUAGGGUGGGGGUAUAGUCGCUAAUGGCCUUAUAUACGGUGAGGUUCCACUUCUGGUAAUAUGAAAGGGUAAUAAGAAACUCAUUUGUUGAGGUAUAUGAAAAGCGAGGGUAAUCCGUCAUGUCGGUCUGCAAAGGAAGUAAAAUUAGGGCUAAUAAAGAUGCAUCUUGGGCUGUAAAAAGGACAAGAAAACAUGGUUCAUUGUGGUUUAUUCGUAUCAAAGACGCGGUACAUUUACAGUACUUAAGAGGAAUGCGAAGCUCUGAUUUGCCGGGCAUAUUAUUGACGUGGUACCAUUUUUCAGUAGACGGUAUAUGAAAGGGGUUUACACCUUUUCUGUCAAAAAUGGUAANUUUCUACUAGAGUAAGAUUUUAUUGUAAUUUUUUUUUUUUUCCGCCUUAAUUUCCCCCACCCACCACCCCAUUUUUGUUUUUUUUAAAAGUCUUUUGACUUCCCCCCCCCCCCCCCCCACCUAAAAAAAAAACAAAAAGAAAACAAAUUGAAAACUGUCACGAAUAUUUUUCUUUACAUGAAUCAUGAUUUGUAAGGUUUCUUUAAUUAUUUUUACCUAGAAUGUAAAAACUACAAUACAUUGCCCGGCGGAUAUGGGAGGAAAGUCACCCACUCUUCAGGCUCUAAGUGUGAUAGUCAACUAUCUCAGGGGUGGUACCGCUUACGUGAAGAUGCGGGGACAAAAAUGGCAACGUCUUGUGUUGCAGAAAAUAGAUGCAACACAGAUCACACGGGUUGGUUAGACGGCGAUCAUCCUACUGUGGCAGAAGGUCAAGUCACCAGGCGGGUCUGUUUUCGCAAAAACUCAAACUGCUGUAAAUGGUCCAUCAACAUUAAAGUUCGAAAUUGUGGGGACUACUUUGUUUAUUUUCUCAAUGGAACACCUGAUUCUAAAUGCAAUCUCCGAUACUGCACCACUGACUAAAAAGACAGUUUCGAAAUUGCGUCUUUGGCGAAGGUACUGACUAGAUCUUCUGAAGAAGACAGUGGCGAUACUCUGGCACUGACUAGUUUCUCUGAAGAAGACAGUAUAGUAGCGAUUCUCGGGCACUGACUAGAUCUUCAGCUGAAGAAGACAGUAUCGAUUCUCUGGCACCGACUAGAUCUUCUAAAUAAGACAGUAGCGGUACUCUGGUACUGAUUAGAUCUUCUGAAGAAGAUAGUGGCGAUACUCUGGCCCUGACUAGAUCUUCUGAAGAAGAGAAUAGUGAUACUCUGGCACUGACUAUGUCUUCUGAAGAAGACAGUAGCGAUACUCUGGCACUGGCUAGAUUCCCAGAGGAACACAGUAUCGAUAAUCCAACAUUGACUAGAUUCUUACAAGAAGACAGUUAUAGAUACUCCAAUACUGACAAGAUUUUCAGAAGAAGACAAGGAUGUGGCUAA